GAAAAUGAAUUUUAGCUUCUAUGUGCAAAACCCCUAGGUGUGUGGAUAGAAGGGAGCCAGUCAGAAGGUUACAACAGGUCAGGAAUAAAUAACCACCAGGCGGAGGAUCCCAUAUUCCGUCCUUCCUUUUGUUGGGUGAGGAGCGCCAGCCCAACGCGUCCACAAAGAAGCGGUUAGACUGUCCACACUCGGCUCCAGCCUCUGUGGGACAGGCAUGGAUGGGAAGAAAUGCAGUGUGUGGAUGUUUUUGCCACUGGUAUUCACUUUGUUCACUUCAGCUGGAUUGUGGAUUGUAUAUUUUAUAGCUGUGGAAGAUGACAAAAUUUUCCCAUUAAAUUCAGCUGAAAGGAAACCUGGUGUGAAGCAUGCGCCAUAUAUAAGUAUUGCAGGUGAUGACCCACCUGCAAGCUGCGUCUUCAGUCAAGUCAUGAAUAUGGCAGCUUUCCUAGCCCUUGUGGUGGCCGUACUGCGCUUCAUACAACUGAAACCAAAGGUUUUAAAUCCGUGGCUGAAUAUCAGUGGUUUGGUGGCACUAUGUCUGGCUUCCUUUGGCAUGACCUUACUUGGUAAUUUUCAGCUCACUAAUGAUGAAGAAAUUCAUAAUGUGGGAACGUCCUUGGCCUUUGGAUUUGGCACAUUGGCCUGCUGGAUCCAGGCUGCAUUGACACUCAAAGUCAACAUCAAGAAUGAAGGACGGAAAGUUGGAAUUCCACGAGUUAUUCUGUCAGCAUCUGUUACUCUUUGUGUGGUCCUCUACUUCAUCCUCAUGGCUCAAGGCAUCCACAUGUAUGCAGCCAGAGUCCAGUGGGGCCUGGUCAUGUGUUUCCUGUCUUACUUUGGCACCUUCGCUGUGGAGUUCCGGCAUUACCGUUACGAGAUUGUUUGUUCUGAAUACCAGGAGAAUUUCCUAAGCUUCUCCGAAAGCCUUUCUGAAGCUUCAGAAUAUCAAACUGACCAGGUGUAAAACCCAUUAGCUUUUCUUGGCUGGUGAGGUGGGUGUGAGUAGGGGAGGGGCUGGGACACACUCACAGGACUUGUCACGUAACCUCAUGACACGUUUUACACAUACGCACACAUAUGUUCAUGGCCACAUUUGCCAAAAGAGCUUUUCAGGGCGAGUUAAGGAAAAAGCACAAGCCCUUAUGUGUCAAAAUUCACGCUGUUUCACUGAAAGUAUAUGCACGACAGGGCAAGAAACUUGUGCAUGAUGACCUCUUCCCCUCUCCCAAGUCACCCUGCUCUUCUCACUUUCCUCACAUAUUUCAGACAGGAUCACCCUGCCAUAGGGUAGGCAGGCCAAACGUAACAUGGAAUAAUGCCAACUCCUAAAGUUGCCUUCAGUUCCAAAGGGCUUGGAACCAGCGCAUCAGGAAAUUCGGAAUCUGGUACUAAUAAUACUCUUGAGAUGAUAGAGUAUCAUCUAAUUUGAAGGAAACUUUUUAGAAACACUACCCUGCACAACCUGUGGAAAGACAGGGAGAAUCAAGGAAAGAUCUUUCCCACAGAAACUCUUCGUCAUUGUCCACUGGCUGGCUCUGAGGGUUCCACGAAAGAACAUACUCCACACUGUUGAGAGUGAAGCCCAUCACCAUGAUUUGAAUUUGAUUUCCUGUGAAUAAUAAAUGUUUCCAAAUGUGAAUAUUUGUGGGGAUGUGGUAUGCCAGACAUGGAACAAGAUGGGAGUGGCAAGGCUCUGUUUUCAUUUUUGCUUCCAUGGUAGGCUGUAUACAGCUUUUGUUUCUUUUUUUCUUCAAGUAACUACCAUGAGUCUCUUGAGGCUUCAUGGAUAAAGCUGUAGGUCACAGGCAAGAGUUGAGCUUAUUUGGGUUCAACCAAGAUUUUUUUUUUAAAAAAAAAAAGGUCACCUGCAGGCUUAAUUUGCUGUUUUUGUGAAAAUCACACAGAAUUAUGUGUGGAGGUAAUAAAAAGAGCUCUUCCUGGACAUUUAUAAAAGAUAGGAAUUUUAGAGUAUCUUGUUGCAAGACUUUAUUAAUGUAUAUCUAUAGCUCAAGUUUAGUAUUUUUUUUUUUUUUUUGGAUUAAGAGCUUUUCAUACUUGGAAUUUGUAGAAGCCAAUUAAAAGAUGACCUUCUCCCACAAAACAAAUGGUCCUCUACUUCCCAAUAUAUGGUCCCAGCCUCUCAGGAUUUAGGACUCAAACACUAGGCCUGGGCUGUUGAGCUUAUUCUUCAUAAGAAGAACAGAAUUCUGAGUUCAAGCUUGUUGGAGUAGGCCAGGUUGCCCACUGUGAGUACACUGUUUCAAGAAGUCAGUAAAUUUGCUUUAGGAGCCCAGGGUUUGUGAAAAUGUGAAAGACAAUGUUUUUUCAAUUCAGUCCAAAAUCUGAGGUAUUUUGAAGAGGAAGGAAUGACUUUUCACCUCUGUAUUUAUCCCCACCUCCUAACACAGUGCCUGGCACAUACUAGGUGCUCAACAAAUGUCUGUUGAAUAAAAUUAUUAGUAAUUUAAAGGUAGGAAAAGGAGUAAGAGCAAGCUCAAAGACGAUUAAGAGAAAAUACAAGAUGAUUUUCAUGUGAGAUGGGAAUGGAAGAAAUAGUGAAUAAGGAUCAGAGGAAGGAAUGAGAAUACCUAAAAAGAAGUCAAAUGUGAGGAGAAGAAGCAGAGUAUCUCCCUUUAAUAGGCAUCUUAUUGUAAAUAGUCCAAGGUGACAUCUAUUAUUUUUGAAUACUGCUUUUGUUUUGUUUUCAUUUUAUAUUUUAAAAAUUUUAUCAGACUACAAAGAUUUAUGAAGUGUUCUUUUACUCCACACAAUCCAAAUGAAACAGCUUUUUGUGAUGCACUGUACUUUCUUAAGAGUAUCUGGUAGCACAUUUUAGCAGAAUCAAGCAAUGACUGGCAUUAUUCAUUGGGAUCUGACCACUAAAUAAAAUUCUUUUGU
Condylura cristata (star-nosed mole) is the source of this 2898-nucleotide messenger RNA. RefSeq names its product transmembrane protein 150C (gene TMEM150C). Bases 215 to 964 code for a protein of 249 amino acids. NCBI's taxonomy places the organism in Eukaryota, Metazoa, Chordata, Mammalia, Eulipotyphla, Talpidae. The record is from RefSeq and is a predicted model, not a curated record. The transcript has 8 exons.